UUGUCGGAGCUGCGGCGCAAGUUAAAGGAACAGUUAAAAGAGCACUUAAAGGAGCAGUUAAAGGAACAGUUAAGGGAACAGUUAAAGGAGCAGUUAAAAGAACAGUUAAAAGAACAGUUAAAGGAACAGUUAAAGGAGCAGUUAAAGGAACAGUUAAGGGAACAGUUAAAGGAGCAGUUAAAAGAACAGUUAAAAGAACAGUUAAAGGAACAGUUAAGGGAACAGUUACAGGAACAGUUACAGGAACAGUUACAGGAACAGUUAAAGGAGCAGUUAAAGGAACAGUUAAAGGAGCAGUUAAGGGAACAGUUAAGGGAACAGUUACAGGAACAGUUACAGGAACAGUUACAGGAACAGUUAAAGGAACAGUUAAAGGAGCCGUUAAAGGAGCAGUUAAAGGAACAGUUAAGGGAACAGUUACAGGAACAGUUAAAGGGACAGUUAAGGGAACAGUUACAGGAACAGUUACAUGAACAGUUAAAGGAACAGUUACAGGAACAGUUACAGGAACAGUUAAAGGAACAGUUAAAGGAACAGUUACAGGAACAGUUAAAGGUAAAAAAGUGUGUUACCAGUGUGUGGACCUCAGGUUUGACUCUCACUUGGGCAGUGUCAGGUCUGAACACUGUCUUCACAAACUCGGUCCAGGUCUGGGAAUGUGACACGCCCCCCACCCACACCUGUCUCCGCCCCCCCUCCCCCCUCCUGUGA
This is a messenger RNA of Solea solea (common sole), 711 nucleotides long. Its product is annotated as probable inactive protein kinase DDB_G0270444. The annotation marks the transcript as partial. The transcript has a single exon. NCBI's taxonomy places the organism in Eukaryota, Metazoa, Chordata, Actinopteri, Pleuronectiformes, Soleidae. The record is from RefSeq and is a predicted model, not a curated record.